UUCCACUCUCAGGUCCCCAGAAGUUAUUUUGGGAAGCUCAUUUAAUGAGGCCAUAGACAUUUGGUCUCUUGGCUCAGUGAUGGCCCAUAUGCUCCUUGCCUCUUCACUUUUCCCAGGGAGACAGGAAUAUGAUGUGCUACGUUUCAUGAUUGACCUUCUGGGUGAACCUCCUAAGAGACUUCUGGAUGAGGGUAUACAUACAGAAAAUUUCUACUAUGGAAUUCGGAAGUUCUUUUUGACCAUACGCUGGACAUUGAAGUUGACCUUGUAUGAAGAAAACAGUGCAGAAGCUGCUGAGAGGAGUACUUGCGUUGAGCUGUUGAAGAUGAUGCUUCAAAUGGAUCCAAGAAACAGGAUUACCCCAUGUGAAAUCCUGAAGCAUCCAUUCAUAAAAAUGCGCUACCUGACAACCAACAACAGCUCUCACAAAGGAACUGCAGUUGCUGAACCCAGCAGGGGUCGAGCACUAACAAACACUAAAUGCACUGCAGAGAUAAGGGCUGAUUACAGAACCUCCUGUAUACGUGAACCAGGUGUCAUCAGGGCUCUGCCAGCUAACAAGACCACACAGAGGGAUGGAGCCACCCAGCUGAAUAAAACCAUAUGUCUCCAGACUUUGCAGGACAUGUUGGCCAACUUUCAGCAGGCGAAGGAUGAUAGAGACCUCAUAUUGGAAUCUGUGACCGAACACGAUUUAUGUCAUGAUAGUGGUCUCGAGUCAAUCACUGAUAGUGCCACUGAUAUGUUGCCAUUUGUGGAUUAUGCCAACAUAAUCAUCCCAGUGGUUCCUCCAAACAGCUGUGUUGAAACUCCCGCCCCCGUUAUCUUGAACUCUUCUGUUGUCAGUGACCUUAAAAAGAAGAAGAAAGGUUUCUUCUCUGCCUUGAGAUGGAAACUCUACUGCUCCUGUUUGUCUGACGAUGACGAGGAGUAAAACGUUUUGUCUGUGAAUAUGUAAUAAAACUCACUCUGUAUGGCAAA
Scomber scombrus (Atlantic mackerel) is the source of this 981-nucleotide messenger RNA. RefSeq lists its product as uncharacterized. The record is from RefSeq and is a predicted model, not a curated record. Gene Ontology annotation, biological process: peptidyl-threonine phosphorylation; peptidyl-serine phosphorylation. Gene Ontology annotation, molecular function: protein tyrosine kinase activity; protein serine/threonine kinase activity. Bases 80 to 934 code for a protein of 284 amino acids. Gene Ontology annotation, cellular component: cytoplasm. NCBI's taxonomy places the organism in Eukaryota, Metazoa, Chordata, Actinopteri, Scombriformes, Scombridae. The transcript has 7 exons.